Molecule: messenger RNA, 1980 nt
Organism: Mugil cephalus (flathead mullet)
Lineage: Eukaryota; Metazoa; Chordata; Actinopteri; Mugiliformes; Mugilidae
Product: 5-beta-cholestane-3-alpha,7-alpha-diol 12-alpha-hydroxylase-like
Exons: 1
Coding region: 27-1571 (514 amino acids)
Molecular function (GO): iron ion binding; heme binding; sterol 12-alpha-hydroxylase activity
Source: RefSeq, a predicted model, not a curated record
CCCUGUGGUUGCUUGAGGAGAGAGUCAUGGGACUGCUGCUGCCGAUCCUUCUGGGCUUUUUUGCUGCUCUGAUCGGAGGGCUUUACCUUCUCGGGGUCUUUCGACAGCGGCGACCAAAUGAACCUCCUUUGGAAAAAGGGCUCAUUCCUUGGCUUGGUCAUGUUUUAGAAUUUCGCAGGGACACAUUGAAGUUCCUGCAGAGGAUGAAGCAAAAGCACGGCGAUGUUUUCACUGUGCAGCUGGGAGGCUUUUACUUCACGUUCCUUCAGGAUCCCCUAUCAUUCGGGGCAUUUGUCAAGGAGAGUCGAGAAAUUCUGAACUUUAAUAACUUUGCCGCGCAGCUGGUUCAGAGAGUGUUUGGUUACACGGCUGUUGAGUUCGAUCACAACAUCCUGCAGGCAGCCAGUGACCAGCAUCUGAAGGGGGGAGGCUUGGAAAUAAUGACACAAGCCAUGAUGAGCAAUUUGCAGAACUUAAUGUUGCAUGACAUCGACUCGGCUGGAGACAAAAGCACCUGGACUGAAGAUGGACUGUUCAUGUACUGCUACAACAUUGUGUUUAGAGCUGGCUAUUUAUCCUUGUAUGGUAAUUUGCCGCACGAGUCAGAGGGAAGUGAGAAGAAAGCCAAAGAGAAAGACAGAAAGGAAUCCGAAGCCUUAUUUUACGAGUUUCGCAAAUAUGACCAGCUUUUCCCCAACCUGGCUUACGGGAUCCUCACGCCGUCGAAGCGGUUGGAAGCUGAAAGGUUAAUGUCCCACUUCUGGGACUCCCUAUCAGUGCAGAAGAUGAAGACCAGGGACAACAUCAGUCGUUGGAUAUUGGACGUGUACCAGGCCAAACAUGAGAUGGGGAUGAACGAGUUAAUGAUAAACAAAUACAUGUUUGUGCUUCUUUGGGCCUCUCAGGGUAACACAGGGCCUUCUUCUUUCUGGCUGCUUCUCUUCCUCAUGAGAAACCCAGAAGCUAUGAGAGCAGUGAAGGAAGAGGUAGAUAGAGUGUUGAAGGAAUCGGGGCAGGAAGUCCGGCCCGGGGGCCCUCUUAUCAACCUGACCCGCGAGAUGCUGAUGAAAACGCCCAUCCUGGACAGCGCCGUAGAAGAGACCCUCCGACUCACCACCGCACCAAUCCUCACCAGGGCGGUGCUCAAGGACAUGACUCUCAAGAUGAGCGAUGGGCGCGAAUACUUAAUUCGCAAUGGCGACCGAGUGUCCAUCUUUCCCUACAUUGCCGUUCAGCUUGACCCGGAGAUCCACCCCGAGCCACAUUCAUUCAGAUACGACCGCUUCCUGAAUCCAGACGGCAGCAAGAAAACAGAUUUUUACAAGGCUGGGAAGAGGGUCAAGUAUUACAACAUGCCCUGGGGUGCCGGGGUGUCCAUGUGCCCCGGACGCUUCUUUGCUACCAAUGAGCUGAAACAGUUUGUGUUCCUCAUGUUGGUGUAUUUUGAGUUUGAACUGAAGAAUCCUGAUGAGAAGAGGCCCGACUUUGACUUCAGCAGAUGGGGCUUCGGAUCGAUGCAGCCCGACAGAGAUGUUCAGUUUCGAUACAGAUUCAGACAAUCGGCAAUCUGAUGAAACAUUUUUUUGAUGACGUCUGUAAGCCUCCAUUAAGCUAAUACAUUCUUAGAAAACAUGGUAGAAACAAUUAAAUGUAAUAAUUGAAUCAACUGUAAUUUGUCUUCUUUAAUGAACUGCAAGCAAAUGCAGCAGCUACUUUCUACAUUUUAUUCGUGGAAAAGUAGGAUUGGAAUCAAGUUUAACAGAUUACUUUGAAUAGUUUUGACAGCUUCUUUGAAUUUUCCGGUCUGAUAACUUUCUACAGUUUAUGCUGCAUUCUGUGUAGCGAGCUUAUCAGCUUUGCAUGAUUUUUUUUUUCCAUCUUUAUUUAUUUUGGUGCACCAGGUUUUAUUGAUUUUUUUUUUCCAGACUAUUAAUUUGGUUUUGUGAACAAUCAAUUUAAUAAAAUGUCUAUCAUCAUGAA